Molecule: messenger RNA, 682 nt
Organism: Rubroshorea leprosula
Lineage: Eukaryota; Viridiplantae; Streptophyta; Magnoliopsida; Malvales; Dipterocarpaceae
Source: the annotation of a GenBank genome assembly
AUCAUUUUCCUUUGGUAAAUAUCUUCAAAUUUUUUUGUUGCCAUUGUUGUGGAGUUUUUUAAUACUGGAUUUCUGGAAGCAGUGGAAGAAGGUAAAGAGCAUUCUUUUUGGGUGGUAGUAUCUUCGUUUUCUCGCCCAAGCAGCAUUUGUUGGAUCGGAUUGGGGAUUGAAGGCAAUCGUGCGUAUUUCAUUUUACCAAAGCAUAAAAGUAUUUACUGAUUCAACAUGGGAGACCAGGUUGUUUCAGUUUCUUUCUUUGCCUUGUCCAAGUCCAAUAGGAUCAUGGCAUUGUUCUUUUUGGGUGAUGAUGAGACAGAUGUCCAAAAUCAAACCAGAUAUGAGUUAGAUGAUGAGAGCAAGGAUAUAAAGCCUCAGAGCCGUGAAAUUGUGAUGAAAGACGCAGUGGGUGAGAAGGAGAUAGGAGAUCUUGAUAAUCUUCCUUUUGACACGUUAACCAGAUUGAAUUGGAAGGUGCCUAAUGUUAGGUGACGAUAUGAGUUUUUGGGCUACCAACAAAUUGUGUAGAUUGGCAUCUCCUUCAAGUCUAGCUUUGGAGUGCUCUGAAGGCUCUCCUCUCUUGGUUAACCUAUUAGCAAAAAGGUGAUACCUUUUGCAAUUUCAUUGAUUCACUGCGUGGUGAAAAGUACUUCUUAAGCAUCCUUAAUAACGGAUUGAAAGAUGC